UCCGCCUCUCCCUCCUCCGCCUCUCCCCCCUCCUCCUCCUUCUUCUUCCUCUUGGCUCAGCAUCUGUGCCAAAACGGCCGUAAGUAGCAAACAUGGCUUGCAGCGAGGACCAUUAUUAUGAAAAGGUAACGUCGAUUCAGCAAAGCCUGCGACAAAGAGAGAAACGGAGACUGGAGUUGGAGAGGGACUUGUUUGCUUACUCCAGAUCUGAUAAAAGGAUCUUACAGAUAAAAUGUUCCAAACUGCGCAGUUAUCUCAAGGAAAUCUCUAACAGGGAAGCACAAGCGAAAAUGAGAAACCUUGAGCUUCUGAGAGAUGUGGAGUGCAUAGAAAAUAGCAUGAGGGAAUAUCACUCUGACCAUGGUAGUCUGCAACAACAAAAGGCUGACUUUUUCAGAAAGAUUUCUAAACAUAUGGAGGAAAGGAAGAAAAUGGAUAAAGAGGUUGAGGCAGACAAGAUCAAAGUUGUGCAUAGAAAGCACUGGGACACCUCCCUCUCUCAUCCAGCUAAGAAUUUUACACAACCACCAACAAUACAUUUUAUGGACCACCAGACCUCCAGAGCAUCUGGUGCUGAAGCUGGCACCACAAGUGCACACUCGCACCAAGCAUGGCAUCAUUCACCCUAUCGCAGCUUGCACUCUGGUGAACGUUCACCAAGUGGCCUUUUGAAGAACUGUAGAGUUAGCGGUGAGGAUGCCGCCGGCAACCGAGCACAUUUAUCAGAUGACAUUUCAGACUCAAACGAUUCCCCAGACGCCUGCAAUUUGAGUGACAAACAUGAAAGAAAGAUGGAGGUGCUCCCAUCCGUUUGUGCCUUGACAUGCGCGUCUGGCAGCGUGCCUUUUGGAAGUGAUGAUGAACAGGAACGGCCACCUCAGGUGACCUUGAUGGGACCUGAGAAGAAUCAGUCUCCCAGUGGCAGAGGCCUGACUGGGGCUAAGGAUUCCCCUGCAGAAAACACCAACUCCCCAGAUAUCACUCAUCAGUCAUCCAUAAUGGAAACUGCAGAUGGAGGUCUCACCCUGGUGAUGCCUGAAACCACUUUUGAAAAAGAGGCUCAGCAUAAACCAGGUAGCCGUGAAAGUGUCAGCACACCAAGUUCUGACGUGCAGUUGUCAGAGAGCAGUGAGAGUGACCUGUCUAUUUCUCUGACACAAUCUGAGCUGGAAGAUGAUCUUCAAGAGGACGUGGAGUCUGAGAGAAAUGCCACGUCUGCAGAGAGUCCUGAUCACAGCCAGCACAGUCCAGAUCCAUCCAAGAACACAUCAUCAGCAGUGGCCUUGCAAAGACUCUCCCAGGAAGGACUAUUUAAUCUGCUCGACACCAUCGAAGGACGGCUCCGCGGUGAACGGACCACUUUGUAUAGGGAUUCUUCAGUCGAUGGAAGACAACUCAAUAGACUUAUCGGCCUUUGUAACGGUGGUGCGGACUUGAAUGACGAGGACCUCGGAGCAUGUGGAGCCGUCGUCCUUCAUGAGCUGCAGAGGUUGUCAUGGAGCACAGCAAAGGGCUGCCUGCUGCCACGGGAUCUAGUGAGUUCUCACCAGUCCAGCCCUGAUCCUACUGAAAUAAGCACCAGCCUCCCUCCUGAUGCCGCUCGGCUGUGGGAUCGCUGGUUCAAGCACGCCCUUCUGCUGAAGGAGCACCGUGUCCUCAACACUGAGCAUUUGGUCCAGCUGUUCACGCCACUGCUGCUGGAGCGCCAUGCCUCUUACAGCCACCAGGCCAAAGUGCUGCUGAGGACACUUCUGUCCCGGUCCAGUGAGGAGUGCCCCUCAGCAGAGGACGAGAGAGAUUUGUCUUCUCCGUGUGAUUCUUCGCCUCUCAUAACUGACAGUGAUGUGAAGGCUGCCAGGCCAGUGCAAAGGCAACAGAUUCAAGAACUACAAAGUGCUGAAGAGGACAGCCACGACGAAAGCCCUGUGGAAAGUGUUCCUAUUAGAGUGAAUAAUGGGCUCUUUUAAGCAGUGGCUGAGGCAGGAUGAUCAAGGUGAAUCCAGGGUCAAAGUCCCACCUGAAGAGCCCUGCUAGUUCUCUCUAAUUAUCUGCAAGAAAACCCUAGCCAUGUUUUCAGCCUCGUCUGAGGCAUUCGGGCAAAAUUGAUAAUGUGGCCGCUUUAAUUGUCUGGACGUCAGGGUGGGAAGCGCCAAAGAUCUGUCGUCGCUUCUCAUUAUCUUCUAAACAAUGCUCUGGCCAAGGCUGGACUUGAAAAAUACUAGAUGUGAAGGCAUCCUGGAAGCAGUUGGCAUGCCCAUCCCUCAGCCGAACCUCUGAAAUGCAAAGCAAUCCUAUAUUACCCUUGGUCUAUCAGAUUUCCUACUGGGUGUUUGGUGUCUGCAUCCCUAAGGUGCACAGCCAGUGUGAAAGAGCCCAGUUUCCACUUAAUCAAAAGAGACAUAACCAGCUUAAAAAAAAAGAUUGUGCAAGGAAGAAGGUUUUGCUGUGCUGAGCAACAUCAGUGUCACAAUCAAAUACCAUGACUUGAUAGAAAAUGGCAGUAAUUGCCAAGACAGGAUUCUGUAUAGACAGUGUUUUUUAAAAAAAAGAUUACAUAUGAAAGCUUUGACUGUAUAGAGUGUUUUAGAGAUUCAGCGAUUCUCAUGCACUAUAGUUUCAGACAAAAUGAUAUUAAAAGUAAUAUUUCUUUUUAUCCUGAAAUCAAGUUGUUGGGAUGUGUUGCUCUUUCCUUUGACAUGCUCUGUGUGUUUUAGCCACAUCAUUGAGACAACAAGCCAUUUAUUAUCUACUUCUGCUCUGUUGAUUUUUGCCAGUGCAGUCUCUGCGCUCCUCUCAAAUAUGAGACCUGCUUUAGUGUGCCGGAAAGUAAUUAUGAGUGUUUUUUUUUUUGGUUUUUUUAAACAGAAAAUCAAUCAUUGCCUUCCUGCGAGGGGAUGCUGCGAUAAUGCGAGAUGCUGAUUGCUGUCUCAUGGAAACUGUAGCUACAUACUGUAGGCUUGAAUCAACAGCUUAGCUGAUUGAGCAGUGUUUUCACCCUCUCUGUACACCAGCGAGACCAAAAGCCUCGACUACUGAAGCAUGUUGUCUCAACAAACACAGAAACCUCUGAAAGUUGGAAACCUGGCUUUUAAGCAAAUAUUUGACUGUGUGCGUGUGCAUGUGUGUGUGUCCUUGAGCAGAGACAAAAGCAUAUCAGUUACUCAAACAAUCAGCCAUGCAGAAAAGGCCGCAGAGCUCUGGAGAGGAGGAGGACGACGAUGAGGAGGAGGAGGACGAUAGCAUCUCAGG
Messenger RNA from Solea senegalensis (Senegalese sole), 3249 nucleotides. RefSeq names its product kizuna centrosomal protein (gene kiz). The record is from RefSeq and is a predicted model, not a curated record. Gene Ontology annotation, biological process: spindle organization. Gene Ontology annotation, cellular component: centrosome. Bases 93 to 1967 code for a protein of 624 amino acids. Lineage: Eukaryota; Metazoa; Chordata; Actinopteri; Pleuronectiformes; Soleidae. The transcript is spliced from 12 exons.